AUGGACGGUCUGAAAACCAUGGCGUCUUACCUCAGAACCCGCCCUGUCAUGACAACUACCGCUACCCUUCUGCUUGGAGCUACGAUCAUUGCCUACCGUGACUACCGCGUUUAUAUCGCCCUCGGCCCGCACGGUCUUCCUGAUACGUUCUGGGGUUGGUAUACUCAGCUCCGCAUGUCUCUGAAAUCCCGAAAGGACACCACCGUCCCGGCCCCGUACGAUGUGGAGGCUGUUGCAGGCCCAUACGACAGAGAAAGCUUCCUGCCCAAGACCGCCGUUGAAGGGCUUAGCUGGCGCGCCGGGAACAAAGCACCAAAGAUCCCUGGUUUCGUUGCUCCUCAGAGGCAGGUCAGCGAUAUUGCGAGUUCCGAGAUGAAAAAGAUCAUGUAUGCGCACCUGGAUGCACUAGUUGCCGCAAAUGAUCAUGUCUUGCAAACACAGACGAGUGUCUUGGAGGGCCCGGUUCCGGCGAUGGGGAUGAGGGCCUUUCUACAAACCGACGAGCAGGACCGACCCGAGAUUCUGCGGAGUACUAGAGGUGAAAUGUGUCACAUUCACCCGCCAGACGGGAGCACGCAUUUGAUAAUGAGCCUGGUAGAUCAGAAGAGGGUGAUUGAAUUGGGAUGGGGCAGGCGGCACAGGUUGAGUGGUGGGGGAAUUCUGCCAUGGAAUUACACCUUCAUUUACGCUCCGCGUAACGACGAAGAGCUGGCUGUGUGGAAAAAGAUUGUACAUGCUGGCGCGUCCUUCUGUUGUGCCGGCUUCGCUCAGAUCCAAGCUGUCAACGUUGGUGCGUGA
Molecule: messenger RNA, 798 nt
Organism: Diaporthe amygdali
Lineage: Eukaryota; Fungi; Ascomycota; Sordariomycetes; Diaporthales; Diaporthaceae
Exons: 1
Coding region: 1-798 (265 amino acids)
Source: RefSeq, a predicted model, not a curated record